AUGAAGUCCGCCUUGAUCAGCGCCUUCGCUGCUGCUGCCCACUCUAACGAAUUCACCCUCUCCGUCACCGACACAACCUCAGCCACCAGCGACCUCAACAACCGCAAGGUCGUCUUCUAUGGCUCCACCCUGCUCGUCUCCGCAUGGCCAGCCAGCACGGCGUCAAGUUCUCCGGUGGCGCCGGCUCUCUCGCGGUCAAGAACAGCGAUGCUGGUCAGUCACCCGCUCUUUGAACAACAACCUGGUCAGCUGGGUUAUCUGACUAUAGCACUUGCUAUUACCGAUGGCUUCACCUUCAGCGGCAACGAGCUGAAGCUCGCCGGGGGCUCGUUCUACGCCUGUCUGGAGGAGCCACGUCCUUCUUACGGCGAUGCCCCUGACGAUGAGGCUGUCUAUGCUGAUAAUUGUGUUAUCCUUGGCGAUAAUUGUGUUGAUAUGACCCUGAACAAAGCUGAUGUCUCAGCGGAGUCUGCUUGGACUUUGAUGGAUCAAGGCUGCGGUCGACGGGUCUCAUGGCUGGAUUCUGCAGCGUGCUUGUUUUUACAACCUUGGAAUGAGAUUGUUCAUGAAUCUGCUACAAUGCAGUGCUUUGUAUAUGGAGAUUACACUGAUGGCCAUGGUCACUUCUGCCCGCAGCACCCCCGUCCCUCCCGGUCAAUUCUCCAACUCCCAUCAUCACCAGUCGAAUAUCAACAGAAUGCCCACCCGAGUCGCUUCCUGCCACGUCUCGCCCAUCUUCCUGUCUGCCUCCAACACAACGGGAAAAGCCAUCUCGCUCGUCCACAAAGCAGCCGCCAACAAUGCCCACCUCGUCGUCUUCCCAGAGUCCAAUCCGCUUGCCCGGUACACCUUCAUCGCGCAGGCGGAGCAGAUCCAUAUCUCCACGUGGCCGGCGUUUGGCCGACGAGACUUCCCUCCGAUGACGCCGGUGCAAGGAAUUACGAUAAUGUUGCUGCGAACCGCGCCCGCGCCGCGGCGCAUUGCUUCGAGGCGAAGUGUUUCGGCGUUCUCUGCGCGGGGGUCCUGGCGUCCAACGCGGUGGAUGUUAUAACCGAUGGCGCGAGGGAUCCCGAGGCUGUACGGAAUGCGCUGCUAACUUCGUCGCGCGGGGCGAGUAUGUUCCUUGAUCCUACCGGCGCGGCGCAUCCGGCGUUUACGGUGGAUGAGAAGGGGGGAAUGGUUGAGACGGAGUUCCUUCAGGACGAGGAGGGGAUUCUGUAUGCGGAUUUUGAGCUGGAGCGUUGUGUUGAGGGCAAGCAGUACCAUAAUAUUGUGGGGGGUAUCAGCGGCUGGAUGUCUUUGAUUUGA
Aspergillus mulundensis is the source of this 1308-nucleotide messenger RNA. RefSeq lists its product as uncharacterized. The record is from RefSeq and is a predicted model, not a curated record. The transcript is spliced from 3 exons. The coding region runs from base 1 to 1308 and encodes 435 amino acids. Lineage: Eukaryota; Fungi; Ascomycota; Eurotiomycetes; Eurotiales; Aspergillaceae.